AUGGGGAUGUACCAAAGCUCCCAGAACGGGAGUGAGAGCGCUUUGGCUGCUGCAGAACUGAUUGACCAAACCUCAGGUCCUCAGAGGCCAAAGAUGCAGAUCUUCCUCCUGGUGACAGUGGUGGCAGGAGCGCUGAGGCAGAGCCAGUGCUGCAAUCCCAACCCACAAGGUAUUAAUUUGGCCAGGGAUGGACAGGUCGUUCAGAGCUCUCUCUAUAACGGAAACAGUCACCCCGAGAAAGCCGUUGAUGGCAAUAGAUAUGGGGAUUUUUCUAGAGGCUCCUGCAUUCACACUGGUGUAGAGGCAAAUCCCUGGUGGAGACUGGAAUUCAGGAAACUCUAUAAGAUUGGAACCAUUAUUGUGGCAAACCGUCAAGAUUGCUGCGCUUUCCAGCUUGUGGGGGCUGAGGUCCGUGUUGGGAACUCUCUAGACAACAACAAUCCUGUCUGUGGCGUCAUCACCGAUGCUGAUCACAUCACCACGCUGUGCUGUAACGGGAUGGAAGGUCGCUACGUCAGCGUAGUCAUUCCUGGUGUACAGAGGGUCCUGCACGUGUGUGAGGUGGAGGUCUAUGAGCAGGAUCAGGAAUCCAAUUAUGUCUGCUGGUAGACAGAGGCUAUUACACCCAUAUACCCUGCAGCAUUCCCCGCUGAUUUGCUGCUAUAAAGACGGACUGGUCAGAUGGAGCCGGGGGCGUGUCUUGUCUAUAGAGGGACUGUAGA
Molecule: messenger RNA, 722 nt
Organism: Pseudophryne corroboree (corroboree frog)
Lineage: Eukaryota; Metazoa; Chordata; Amphibia; Anura; Myobatrachidae
Product: fucolectin-1-like
Exons: 4
Coding region: 1-609 (202 amino acids)
Source: RefSeq, a predicted model, not a curated record